AUGCUUCCGCUGUCAUCUUUAACUCGGCGUUUAGCCAUAAGGGCAGAGCCAUCAUCACUCUCCAUUAAACUGCCGGUAUGUAACAGAAGUUAUCAAGAUUGGGUAGUACUAACACCCCACGGCCUAUUUCGACAACGCACUAAAGGGCCCUCGUUAAUUUUAUCCCCCGAGCAAGGAAAUGUCGUGAAACUCUGUGCUGAGCAAAAUGUUGUCGUAUCAGCACGACCAGGUUCAGGCAAAACGGCUAUGGCAGAAGCCAUUGUAGCCCAUUACCCAAACCAGCACACAGCCCUUUCCGUCUAUCUGAAGAUACUUCAGCUUGAAAACGAACGCCGACUCAAAAGUUACCCCAAUGCGAGAGUUUUCACCAUACAUAAAAUGGCAAGGUUGCUUUUCGGGACCGUUAUACCGGACGACGCCAAACUAUUGGAGCUGAUUAAAGGAGCUGUAAACAAAAAUGAGCUCCCCGAAGGAGACUUUAAACCUUUCGACAUCAUUGUGCUGGACGAAUUCCAGGACUGCACAGAACUCCUAUAUUGGUUGGUCAUCUGUUUUAUUCGAGUAAACACGCGGAAGAGGGGCGGUCGACCAGCCCGCCUCGUCAUUCUCGGAGAUGAACGACAGUCCAUUUACCGAUUUCGUGGCGCCGAUCACAGAUACCUUACUCAAGCCCCAGAGUUGCUGGGCCCUGUCAGCUCCCAUCCCUUUGUUGAACUUCCUUUGAGUGAAAGCUUCCGAUUGUCAAAUGAAACGGUUCAGUUCAUCAACAAAACUUUUCUAGGGGAAGACUCAUAUAUAACCAGCUCAAAGUCCGGCCCAAAGCCUAUAGUCUUUAGAUACAUUCCUCCCCGCAUUAAUGCUUUGGCCAAGGAACUAUCAACUUUGAUCAAGCAAUACGGCGCCGAAAACAGCGCCAUUGUUGCACCCUCAGUGCGGAAAAAUGGACCUCUGAUCAAAUUGGUCAACAUCCUGAGCAAGGAAUAUGGCAUACCAAUUGCUCCGCCCAUCGAUUAUGACAGCCCUAUAGAUGAAAGGGUCUGGGACGGAAAGUUGUCCAUAUCUACUAUUCACGGGUUCAAGGGUAGAGAGCGUGGCUUGGUCAUUCUCUUGGGGAUAGACGCAUCCUUUUUCAGAUAUCUUGGUCGAGAUCUUCCUGAUAACACCUGUCCAAACGAAGUGUUUGUCGCCUUGACCCGUGUAGUGGAACAGCUUGUCUUGGUCCAUGACGAGAGAGAGAAGUUGAUGCCGUUUGUGUCUGUGGAUAACUUGUACGAAACAGCGGAGGUCAUCAAUUUGACAUCCAAUAAGGCCAAAAUCGCAUCUCCCAACGCACCAGGACGGGCUUUGCAGUUUGGGCUUGACCUACCCCCCAAAGUCAAUGUCACAGACAUGGCACGAUAUGUCCGGGGUGAACGCCUGGACGCGAUUAUUCAGCGUGAUCUGUGUAUCCAAGAGCUCUCAGAAUCUCUGCCCGAGAAAGAACAUAUUCGUAUACGAGAUGUUGUCUGCUCGGAUCCAGUAAAUGGAUUCUACGAGGCGGUGGGUGAUAUAAAUGCUCUCGUGGUUCUAGCAGCAUUUCAGCAUGCUAUUACAGGGGCAGCAACAUUAUUCGGCUCCAACAACCAGGUCACCGAUGACAGAACCUCGAUUUGUACAUACGAACAAAUUUCUCGACUUUGUAGAAACGCUUGUGCAUAUCAAGCUCUCAUUUCGGGCUACCAACCGCGCUACCUCCAGAUGAAAAAUCACGAUUUCAACUGGAUGAACCUUAGGGAUCUUGUUCUUGCUCAGAGCCGGCUUCAAAGUGAGCUUGGAGACUCAGCUUCUAAUCUCAAGUUUGAGGUUGACGUCAAACGAUACCUUGUUGUCGACAAGAGGGAAACCCUCCUUUAUGGUCGAGCCGAUGUCGUCACCGCUCCCACCAUUUCAGAAGAUGGCGAGAUUGAAAGCGUAGAAUCUGUAUGGGAGAUCAAGUUUGUCUCACGACUUUCCAACGAGCAUAUCGUACAGGCAUGUACUUAUGCGUACUUGUUGGCCGCUCGGUCCGGUCAGGUACCCCGUAUCAUACUCUACAACGUACGAGAUGGGAAGAAGCUGGAAAUUACCCCACGGGAUGGAUUGGAAGGGCUGCGACGUAUGAUUGAAAGCGUUCUUCGACUAAAGUAUACGGCAGAAAAGGGGAUGGAAGAUGAUGAAUUCACUGAAAUGUGUACGAGGACGACACGACAAGUUCUGGACUUGGAUGAUCCAAGAGAAUGA
Trichoderma harzianum CBS 226.95 is the source of this 2259-nucleotide messenger RNA. RefSeq lists its product as hypothetical. Gene Ontology annotation, biological process: recombinational repair. Gene Ontology annotation, cellular component: nucleus. The coding region runs from base 1 to 2259 and encodes 752 amino acids. The record is from RefSeq and is a predicted model, not a curated record. The transcript is spliced from 2 exons. Gene Ontology annotation, molecular function: 3'-5' DNA helicase activity; ATP binding; DNA binding. NCBI's taxonomy places the organism in Eukaryota, Fungi, Ascomycota, Sordariomycetes, Hypocreales, Hypocreaceae.